Messenger RNA from Gryllus bimaculatus (two-spotted cricket), 1050 nucleotides. Lineage: Eukaryota; Metazoa; Arthropoda; Insecta; Orthoptera; Gryllidae. The record is from the annotation of a GenBank genome assembly.
AUGUUAACCCAUACGGUGAGUCACAGCAGGGCAGAUGGAGUCACGGACAAAGAGGACAAGAAACGUAGAUACAACCAUGCAUCGUUCCUGACCCGCAUUACCGUUAAAGACAAAGUUGUAAUCCUUGACCAGUGUGGAGUAUCUGACCGUGAAUUUUCAACAUCCAGUCGAGAUAUCCAUGUGCAUUUCCAAGUGGAGAAGUACUGCGUCCAGUUUGAGGUGCUGAAGGCAUCCAAGGCCUGCCGCAAGGAGACCGCCUACGCUUCGCUCAGAGAAGCGUACCACCAACACUAUGCACGUAACACCCCUUGUUUCGUGACUGCCAUUCCCACUAGAAGCUUCGAGGCUGAAAAUGCGUCGCGCGGUGCAGCAGCGCUGUAUGAUAAAUGGCUGCGGUGUCAAACGGGCGCGUGCAUUUCAACUGCCCAGCCACCCGUCGCCCCUCGCCCUCGACCCGCGCCGCGCCGCGCCGCGCCACCUCGCUCGCCGAAGUCAAGCCAGUCUUCCCAGGGAGCAAAGGCGGCUUUUCAUUUCUGCGUCGCUGACACUCUGACCUUCCGCGUUUAUCGCAACCGGAGGGAGCGCGUGUGCGUGCGGUGCGAGACGCAGGCGCUGCGCAAGGCGCUGGGCUACCGCUGCCCGGGCCACGGCGUCGAGGACCGCGCCACGCGCUGGACGGCGGUGGCGCGGACGCAGGCAAGUGGACGGCUGGGGCGAUCGAGCUGGUCGGAGCGGGCGGCGCGUCCUUCGGCCCCGGCGCCUCGGUCGCGCGCCGCGCGCAGGCCCGCAGGCGCCCGCCCCGCUCUGCCGGCAUGCAAGAAGGGGCCCGACUUCAUCUUGUGUGAGCGCCCCGCCCGGCCCAGCCCGACGAAGCCCAGCCCGCCGGCGCCGGACCCGCACGCGGCAACGGGCGACUCUCGCGCUGAGAGAUCGCUCACAGCCGCCCUCCCCUCCCCAACCCACUCGCCACACUUCUCUCCAGUGCAGGUCCGAAACAUGGAAAUUCAAGUUGGCCUUUCUUCCCUCUCUUUUUUAAACGACGUUUUAUAA